AUGCUGUGUGCUGCAAGAAGAUAUAUGCUAUUUAGGCCACGUCUCCUGUGGCAGAGCGGUUCGGGGGCAGCUCGUUUCCAAUCUUCGCUGCGAACACCGAGUAGUAGCGAAGGGUUGGCAGAAGAUGAGGUCGACGAAUGGCUCGAGGCCAUCAAAGAGUUGAGGGCGGAGUUUUCUGCAGGUGAUUACCUGCCAGAGACUUCGCUCGCGCCUCCGGGCCAGUCCAAGGUGGACCUUCUGCAGGGACCGCAGGCGGGCUCCCAGGCGAGGCCAACUGCAGAGCAGUUGGCGCAAUGGGAGGCCUUGAAGUCCGUACCCAUCCCUCCACGCAACAACUCGACGCUGGACCACAUCACAAACAUGAUCAUGCGCCACGGCAAGAAGGAGAAGGCACAGUCCAUCCUGUCCAAGGCGCUGUACCUGGUGUUCUGCCAGACCCGGCAGGACCCCAUCCAGGCCUUGGAAAAGUCGCUGGACGAGCUGGCCCCCCUGAUGCUCACCAAGACGUUCAACACGGGCGUGGCCAAGGCCUCCGUCAUCCCCGUGCCUCUGAACAAGAGACAGAGAAACAGGAUCGCGUGGAACUGGAUCGUCCAGAGCGCAAACCAAAGGGUGUCCAGCGACUUCGCCGUGCGUUUGGGCGAGGAGCUCGUCGCCAUCUCUAGGGGCACCUCUUCUGCCUUCGACAAGAGAGACCAGAUCCACAAGACAGCGAUCGCGCACAGAGCAUACAUUCAAUUAAAGUAA
This is a messenger RNA of Saccharomyces kudriavzevii IFO 1802, 747 nucleotides long. It is a transcript of the gene RSM7, whose product is annotated as mitochondrial 37S ribosomal protein uS7m. The record is from RefSeq and is a predicted model, not a curated record. Bases 1 to 747 code for a protein of 248 amino acids. Gene Ontology annotation, biological process: translation; ribosomal small subunit assembly. The transcript has a single exon. Gene Ontology annotation, cellular component: ribosome. Gene Ontology annotation, molecular function: structural constituent of ribosome; mRNA binding; rRNA binding. NCBI's taxonomy places the organism in Eukaryota, Fungi, Ascomycota, Saccharomycetes, Saccharomycetales, Saccharomycetaceae.